Anopheles stephensi (Asian malaria mosquito) is the source of this 5641-nucleotide messenger RNA. It is a transcript of the gene Tnks, whose product is annotated as poly [ADP-ribose] polymerase tankyrase. Gene Ontology annotation, biological process: RNA processing; regulation of DNA-templated transcription. The record is from RefSeq and is a predicted model, not a curated record. Gene Ontology annotation, molecular function: RNA binding; DNA binding; DNA-binding transcription factor activity, RNA polymerase II-specific. The transcript has 15 exons. Lineage: Eukaryota; Metazoa; Arthropoda; Insecta; Diptera; Culicidae.
AUUUUAACUGGAUUUAUGAGCAAGGUGUUCAAAAUGAUACAUCAUCAGCCCACGAAGUAUCAUCAUGCAAAUCCACUAACACACUUCCUGAAUCUUCACACGUCACACGCAACAGCGGCAGCUGCGGCAGCUCUGGCACUAGCCACCGAUGGUCUAGGCCACAGCCAUGGACACCAUCUGCAUCAGCAAACAGCAGCGCCGGGAGUGGUCGGCCAACAGCAACAUUUGCACUCUUCUGUCCCACAUCCCUCGGCAGGGCACCAAUCGUUUCCGGCCCUCAAUCAUCAUCAACCAGUAGAAGGACCUCCGAACACACUCAGCAGACCCGGACAUCGUCCUCGAUCAUCGCAAAGUUCGCGAACGGAAGAGGAGCCCGAACAGGACGAGAGUAGCAAUGAGAAGAGCUUUCUUGGGGAGUUAGGCGGACAGGAGCUUAAGCACGAAGCGUUCGAUUCAACGGCCGACAUGUGUCAAGCGGAAGGUGGCAGUGAAUCGGAAAACAAUAUCGACAUCGAUGUUGACGAUCCUGAUCCACAGGGUCCAGGGCAGCCUGAGAGACGUACGCCUCACUGUGCUGGAAGUGAACGCGAAACGAUGGACGGUACGAACGGCAAAGAUUGCGCAGCUUCCGAGCGGGAAUUAAGCAUGGCCAAGACGACACCGUCCGCUAGCGAACAGGAGGAUAAUGAAGAGGAGGAAAUCGUUAUCGAUGGUAAGAGUGCGCACAAACAAUCCCAGGAAGGAAGCGAUCGAGCUGCCCACAGAACGUGUGCAAGCCCCUGCAACGAAUCUACCACGGCCGUGCUCGACACGGACAGUUUCGUGGGGAAGUCGUUUACGAUAGCGGCCAUCUUGGGAUUGCGAAAGAAACAGGACGAGGCAGCAGCGGCAGCCGCUGCAGCAGUUGCCAACGAGUACAACGAAGGUGUAAUGAAUCUUUCCACCGGAGCUGGCUUUCAGCAGCAACAGCGUGUUGCCGCGGCGGCCGUAGCAGCCGCAGCGAUGGGACGCUUACCACUCGUAAUGGCGGCCGCAGCUGCCGGUAUGGAGAAACGGGAUCGGGCGGAUAGUGUGGACAGCGUGGAAACCUGUGGUGGACCACUAGGAUACGGUGGCCAACAACCGACAGGAACUGGCCCAUUAACUGCGCUGCAAAACCUUCAUCAACUACCCGGUUUGCAUGGUGGAAGCUUUUCCGGGUUCCAUCCAACCGGUGGUAGUGCAGCUAGUGGACAACCGGGAGUGCAUCAACAACCGCACCUGCAGGGCCACCAUCCGCAUCAACACCACCACCAUCAACAUCAUCCGCUACAUCAUCCGGUCAAUCCACACUUUGCUGCCCACCAUUUUCACCAUCAUCAGGGUCAACAGCAGGUAGGACAACAUCAGCAACAGCCAUCACAGCAGCAGCAACAGCAGCAUCAACAUCUCGCACAACAUUCGGUAGCACAUCAGCAACAGCAUUCGGCCGGACAUCAUAUGGCGCUGGGACCACAUCAUCAUGGGCAGAAUCAUAAUAGGGAAAAGUUUAAAGAAAUGGGUAAAAAGACAGCAAUGUCCUCAUCGGCCGCAUCGCUUAAAAGUAAGCGGGUGCGUACGAUAUUUACGCCCGAGCAGCUCGAACGUCUUGAGGCCGAAUUCGAACGUCAGCAGUACAUGGUUGGACCGGAACGACUAUACCUAGCACACACGCUCCAACUAACGGAAGCUCAGGUUAAAGUAUGGUUCCAGAACCGACGGAUUAAAUGGCGCAAACACCAUCUAGAAAUAACGCAGCAGCGGCUAGCAUUAAUUCGACAGCGACAGAUAGCUAGCGGAGUCCCGAUACCGACCGGCGAUGCACAGUCCCAUCAUGCGCAACAGCAGCAACAGCUGCAACAGAACGGUGGAAUGAGCGGUGGUCGCAUACUGAAUACGAUGGAAUCUCCCGAGCUUACGAUAUGCACCGACUCGAUGGAUGCACGCAGUAUCAGCGAUGGGGACGAUUAGGAGAGCGAUAGCAGCCGAUGUACGCAAAAACGGCACCGGAAACGUCAACCGAAGCUGGAUGCGUCCGAGAUUGGGCUGAGGGAAAUGUCGGCCAACCGUAGCCGCUCGAUGCUAUCGGUUAACCUCGAGGCGGCCGCAAUGGCCAACGAUCCGCUGCGGGAGCUGUUCGAGGCGUGCAAGACCGGUGAUCUGGCAAAGGUAAAGAAGCUGAUCACGCCCCAGACAGUAAAUGCACGCGAUACGGCCGGAAGGAAGUCUACCCCGUUGCACUUUGCUGCCGGUUACGGACGGCGCGACGUGUUCGAGUUUUUGCUUGCCAAUGGCGCCUCCAUACAAGCGCGAGAUGAUGGUGGACUGCAUCCGCUGCACAAUGCCUGUUCGUUUGGGCAUGCGGACGUGGUGCGCCUGCUGCUGGAAGCCGGUGCCAACCCAAACACGCGCGACAACUGGAACUAUACACCACUGCACGAAGCAGCCAGCAAGGGCAAAAUCGACGUUUGCAUCGCUCUGCUGCAGCACGGUGCCGAUCCAAGCAUCCGCAACUCCGAAAACAAGAUCCCGCUCGAUCUCGCCGACCCGUGCACCCGGCCCGUCCUAACGGGCGAGUACCGGAAGGAUGAGCUGCUGGAAGCUGCCCGGUCAGGGUCGGAGGAACGUUUGCUGGAGCUGCUGACGCCACUGAACGUAAACUGCCACGCGAGCGAUGGUCGCAAAUCGACUCCGCUCCACCUGGCGGCUGGCUACAAUCGGAUCCGGGUGGUACAGAUCCUGCUGCAGCACGGGGCGGAUGUGCACGCGAAGGAUAAGGGUGGGCUGGUGCCGCUCCACAAUGCCUGUUCCUAUGGCCACUUCGAGGUGACCGAACUGUUGAUCAAGCACGGUGGCAACGUGAAUGCGAGCGACCUGUGGGCAUUUACGCCGCUGCACGAGGCGGCCUCGAAAAGCCGGGUCGAGGUGUGCAGCCUGCUGCUGAGCGAGGGUGCCGUCCCGACGCUGCUCAACUGCCAUAACAAGUCGGCGAUCGAUUCGGCCCCGACGCGAGAACUGCAGGAGAAAAUUGCCUAUGAGUACAAGGGACACUGCGUGCUCGAUGCAUGCCGGCAGGCGGACAUUCAGCGGCUGAAGAAAAAUCUGAUCACCGAGACGGUUAACUUUGUGCAUCCCUAUACAGGCGAUACGCCCGUGCACGCCGUCGCCCAGUCCGUGUAUCCGAAGCGCAAGCAGGUGCUGGAGGUGCUGAUACGCAAGGGCGCCCUGCUGAACGAGAAGAAUAAAGACUUCCUGACGCCGCUACACAUUGCGGCGGACAACUCGCACUACGAGCUGAUGGAUGUGCUGCUCCGCCACGGUGCCAAGGUUGAUGCGCUCGAUGGGCUGGGCCAGACCGCGCUGCAUCGGUGUGCCCGCGAGGACAACAUCCAAGCCUGCCGGUUACUGCUUUCGUACGGCAUCGAUACCGGCAUCGUAUCGCUGCAGGGCUACACGGCCGCCCAGCUCGCAACGGAGAACGUGCUGAAGAUCCUGCAGGAUCCGCCCUCGGACACGGUGGAUCUCGAGUGCCAGCUGCUGGAGGCGGCCAAGGCAGGUGAUCUCGAUACGGUGCGGCGCAUCGUACUGUCCUCACCGAUGACUGUGAACUGUCGCGAUUUGGACGGGCGUCACUCAACGCCGCUCCACUUUGCGGCCGGCUUUAACCGGGUGCCGGUGGUUGAGUUCCUGCUCGAGCACGGUGCCGAAGUGCACGCAUCGGACAAGGGUGGUUUGGUGCCGCUGCACAACGCGUGCUCGUACGGCCAUUACGAGGUAACGGAGCUGCUGGUGAAGCACGGCGCCAACGUGAAUGUGGCCGAUUUGUGGAAGUUCACACCGCUGCACGAAGCGGCUGCCAAGGGAAAGUACGAAAUUGUCAAGCUACUGAUCAAGCACGGAGCUGACGUGACAAAGAAGAACCGUGACGGUGCAACACCACUCGAUCUCGUCCGUGAAGGUGAUCAGGAUGUGGCGGAUUUGCUGCGCGGCAAUGCGGCACUGCUCGACGCGGCCAAGAAGGGCAAUUUGGCCCGCGUUCAACGGCUCGUCUCGCCCGACAACAUCAACUGUAGGGAUGCACAAGGACGCAACUCGACACCGUUACAUCUAGCGGCCGGAUACAACAAUCUUGAGGUUGCGGAAUACCUGCUCGAGCACGGUGCCGAUGUGAAUGCGCAGGAUAAGGGUGGUUUAAUUCCGCUGCACAACGCAUCGUCGUACGGCCAUCUGGAUAUUGCCGCGCUGCUCAUCAAACACAAUACGGUGGUAAAUGCGACGGACAAAUGGGGCUACACGCCACUGCACGAAGCGGCCCAGAAAGGCCGCACGCAACUGUGUUCACUUCUCCUCGCACACGGAGCCGAUCCGUUUAUGAAGAACCAGGAAGGACAAACGAGCCUUGAUCUCGCCACGGCCGAGGACGUCAAAUGUUUGCUGCAGGACGCGAUGGUUGCCUCGCAGGGUACCGUGUCCGGUGGGGCCGGUGGUACGGCAGCUGGAACGUCGCAGGGUGGUAUUCUCGCUGCGAAUGGUACGCUGAUGUCGACUAGCUGCUCGCCAACUACCGAAACCGUCACACUGCCGACGGGUGCCUCUAUGACACUGUCCGUCCCGGUGCCGCAGCUCCCGAUCCGCAGCUGUCUCAGUCCGGCGCAGGGUGCCGAAGCAAACGUGGACGGUAUUGUGGUGGAUCACGAUGACAGGAUGCCAUCCGUUCCGUCGAUCGAGUCGUCCGUUUCGGUGUUCCUUACCAGCCUGCAGCUGGAGCACUUGAUCGAUCUGUUCGAGCGUGAACAGAUUACGAUGGACAUUCUGGCCGAGAUGGGUCACGAAGAUCUGAAGCAGGUCGGCGUUUCGGCGUACGGUUUUCGGCACAAGAUACUCAAGGGCAUUGCGACGCUCCGGGCAACGACAGGGCUAGGACUUACACCGAACCCGGGAACGCUCCUGGUGGACCUUCUUCCCGACGACAAGGAGUUCCUUGCGGUCGAAGAGGAAAUGCAAGCCACCAUACGGGAGCAUCGUGACAACGGCCAUUCCGGUGGCUAUUUCAAUCGUUACAACAUUGUACGGAUACAAAAAGUGCAAAACCGUAAGCUGUGGGAACGGUACGUACACCGGCGGCAGGAGAUAUCGGAGGAGAACGGGCACCAGGCAAGCGAGCGAAUGCUGUUCCACGGUUCACCGUUCAUCAACGCGAUCGUCCAGAAGGGUUUCGACGAACGGCACGCGUACAUUGGCGGCAUGUUCGGGGCCGGUAUUUAUUUUGCGGAGCACAGCUCCAAAUCGAACCAGUACGUGUACGGUAUUGGUGGCGGUAUCGGUUGUCCCACGCACAAAGACAAAUCCUGCUACCAGUGCCAUCGUCAAUUGUUGCUGUGCCGGGUUGCGCUCGGCAAGUCGUUCCUGCAGUUUAGCGCCAUGAAGAUGGCUCACGCACCUCCCGGCCAUCAUUCCGUGAUCGGGCGACCGUCGGCCGGUGGUUUGCAUUUCCCGGAGUACGUCGUUUACCGCGGAGAACAGGCGUAUCCGGAGUAUUUAAUAACGUACCAGAUCGCAAAACCAGACGACGGCACGACCGGCGAGGAGCCGGCAAGAUGAUGGACGAUUUCGGCCGCUAGUA